Molecule: messenger RNA, 4615 nt
Organism: Caenorhabditis elegans
Lineage: Eukaryota; Metazoa; Nematoda; Chromadorea; Rhabditida; Rhabditidae
Gene: fli-1
Product: Protein flightless-1 homolog
Exons: 13
Coding region: 44-3817 (1257 amino acids)
Molecular function (GO): actin filament binding
Source: RefSeq, marked reviewed
UUUUAGUGUUUAGUGAAAUAAAAUGCAAUAGAUCGCUACAAAUAUGUCAACAGGAGUGUUACAAUUCGUCAAAGGAAUCGAUUUCUCGGGAAAUGACUUUUCGGGAGAUCGAUUUCCUCACGAUGUGGAACAAAUGACGCAAAUGACAUGGUUGAAAUUGAACGAUUCGAAGCUCGAACAGGUGCCUGAUGAGCUGUCGCGUUGUGCGAAUCUGGAACAUCUGCAAAUGGCUCACAAUCAACUUAUUUCUGUACAUGGAGAGCUUUCUGAUUUACCGCGACUACGAUCAGUGAUUGUCAGGGAUAAUAACCUAAAAACCGCCGGAAUUCCAACGGACAUUUUCCGCAUGAAAGAUCUUACAAUUAUCGAUUUAUCGCGAAAUCAAUUGAGAGAAGUUCCAACAAAUUUGGAGUAUGCAAAAGGAUCAAUCGUUCUGAAUUUGAGCUAUAAUAAUAUUGAAACUAUUCCGAACAGCGUUUGUGCCAAUCUUAUCGACUUAUUGUUCCUGGAUCUUUCGAACAACAAAUUGGACAUGCUUCCACCACAGAUUCGUCGAUUAAGCAUGCUUCAAAGUUUGAAACUUUCAAAUAAUCCACUUAAUCAUUUCCAAUUGAAACAAUUACCAAGCAUGACAUCCCUAAGCGUUCUUCACAUGAGUAAUACCAAUCGAACGCUGGAUAAUAUUCCUCCAACUCUGGAUGAUAUGCAUAAUUUAAGAGAUGUUGAUUUUUCUGAAAACAAUCUUCCCAUUGUCCCGGAAGCUCUCUUCAAACUGCGAAAUCUUCGAAAAUUGAAUCUAAGUGGAAAUAAAAUCGAAAAAUUGAAUAUGACUGAAGGAGAAUGGGAGAAUUUGGAAACAUUAAACAUGAGCCAUAAUCAAUUGACAGUUCUUCCGGAUUGUGUUGUCAAAUUGACAAGACUCACCAAAUUAUACGCAGCAAAUAACCAAUUGACAUUCGAAGGAAUACCAUCUGGAAUAGGAAAACUCAUUCAACUUACCGUACUUCAUUUGUCAUAUAACAAGCUGGAAUUAGUUCCAGAAGGAAUCUCGCGAUGUGUUAAGCUUCAGAAAUUGAAAUUAGAUCAUAAUCGAUUGAUUACACUGCCAGAGGGAAUACAUUUGUUGCCUGAUUUGAAAGUUUUGGAUUUACAUGAAAACGAAAACUUGGUGAUGCCUCCAAAACCGAAUGAUGCAAGAAAGAAAUUAGCAUUUUAUAAUAUUGAUUUCUCGUUGGAACAUCAGCGUAAAAUCGCAGGGCAAAUGACAAGUCCAUCGUCUUCGAUCUCAUCAGUUCAUUCGGGUGGAGCACGACAAGAUGCUUUGGCACGACGGAAAGAAUUUAUUCGACGCAGAAAGCAACAGGCCGAUCAACAGAGUGCUGAUAAGGUUAUACAGGGAAUGUCGAAAAUCGCUGGCGUCGGUGCGGCUCUUACGGAGAAGCAACAAGAGGAAGAAGAACGACAAUUGGAAGCAAAAAGUGCAGUUAAUUGGAAAAAGAAUAUUGAAAAGAAUCGUCGACACAUUGAUUACAGUGAUAUAUUUGAUGAAGAUGUUGGUAGUGACGAAGGAAUGUGGGUAUGGGAAAUUGAGAAUUUCUAUCCAUCAAUUAUGGAUGAAGCAUUCCAUGGGCAAUUUUAUGAUGCAGAUGCUUACCUGGUACUAAAGACGACUCGAGAAGCAUCCGGACAACUUCGUCAUGCAAUAUUUUAUUGGCUCGGUGAGCACGCUUCUCUUGACAAGGGAAUGUGUUCUGCUGUACACGCUGUUGGCCUCCGAAAUCACCUGAAUGCCACGUGUCGAACACAACGAGAAGAAAUGAACGAUGAGACGGAAGAGUUUUUGACGUUAUUUGGAGAAGAAAUUGUGUAUAUUGAGGGUGGACGGACAAUUUCUGGAUUCUAUACAACUGAAAAACCAGCUCAUUUAACACGACUAUAUCGAGCAGGAGUUAACGGAACUGCUGUAGAAAUGGAACCCGUACCGCUCAGUGUCGAAUCAUUAGAUCCUAGAUUUUGCUUUCUUUUGGAUGCAGGAGAAACUAUUUGGAUAUGGAGUGGCUAUAAAUCAAGGAUCACAGUGUCAAAUAAAGCAAGAUUGUUCGCAGAGCGGCUCAACAAGCGUGAUAGGAAAGGAAAGAGUGAAAUUGAGACAUGCCGACAAGCUAGAUGUCCUCCAGAAUUCUGGCAAGCGCUCACUGGAAAUCCGGAUAAACCACAAGGAGCUAUUGUUGAACAUGUACCGGAAGGAUUUGUUGCUGAAAGAAAAAAGCUUUAUAAGGUGAACAUUGGAAUGGGAUUCCUCGAAUUACCACAAGUAGAGCUGCCCAAGGGAAUUGCAAAACAAGAUAUGCUUGGAUCCAAAGGAGUUUUCGUUCUUGAUUCCAAUUCGGACAUCUUUUUAUGGAUUGGCAAAAAAGCGAACCGAUUACUGAAAAUGGCUGGUCAGAAAUUAGUUGUUGAACUACAUCAAAUGAUUGAUAGACCAGAUUAUGCUCAAGUAUAUCGAGAAACUGAAGGAGAAGAAUCAAUGAUGUUCCGAUCGAAAUUUGCUGGAUGGGAUGAAAUAGUUCCAGUUGAUUACACGAGAACAAGUGAUUCUGUACAAAGAGUUCCAGAUUUGAAGGUUAUUGUGAAGAAAGAUAAUAUGAUGCGUGCAGAUUUGGCAGCUCUAUUCCUAGAAAGACAACCUUCAAUGUCAUAUGAAGAAAGUGAAGAACUAAUGGAAGAUUGCAAUUAUGAUUUAGAGCUUAUGGAGAGUUUUGUACUUGAGGGAAAGAAAUUCGUGAAACUUCCACAAAAAGAGUUUGGAAUAUUCUACACAAUGGACUGUUACGUAUUCCUUUGUCGAUAUGCAGUAAUGCCGGAAGAGGAUGAGGAAGGUGAAGAUGAACACGAUGAAGAUGAUAAGCCAGAGAUGGACUUCAAGUGUGUCGUGUACUUUUGGCAAGGAAGAGAUGCUUCAAAUAUGGGAUGGUUGAAUUUUACAUUCCAGCUUCAACCAAAUUUUGAGGAGAUAUUUAAGGAUAAAUUGGAAGUUGUUCGAAUGUAUCAACAACAAGAGAAUCAUAAAUUCCUUUCGCAUUUCAAACGAAAAUUCCUGAUCAAGCGUGGUCGACGUGGUUUGACAAAGAAUCUCGGCGGAAAAUGGCCAGAAUUAUUCCAAAUGAGAGCCAAUGGAUCAAGUGUAUGCAAUAGAACUAUUCAAGUUGAUUGCCAAGCAAACCAACUAUGCUCAGCAUUCUGUCACAUGCUCCGAAUUCCAUUCAAAGAAAUCGAAGAAGAUGGUCAUCGUGGAGUGGUUUACGUAUGGAUGGGUAAAGAUUCUGAUCCACGUGAACAUGAAUUUGCUCGACAAGUAGCAUCAGAUCUUGUCGUUCGUGACGAUGACAAUGACUUCCGAAUUGUCGAAGUUCAAGAAGGAGAAGAAAAUGAAGAAUUCUGGAAAGUUCUCGGUGGAAAGAAAAAAUAUGAAACUGAUAGUUCAUUUGUUAAGCAUACAAGACUGUUUCGAUGCACCAACGAGAAGGGAUACUUUGCGAUUUCCGAGAAAACUGUCGAUUUUUGUCAGGAUGAUCUUGAUGAUGACGAUAUAAUGAUUCUGGAUAACGGAGAUGCAGUUUUCCUUUGGAUUGGAGCAAGAUCUUCAGAUAUUGAAGCAAAACUUUCUUAUCAAGCCGCUCAAGUAUAUCAUGCAUCAAUGAGAAUGAAAGCAAAUGAGAAGCCGAGAAAGUUCAUGUUAGCAGUUCGAGGACGAGAAAGUUGCAGAUUCCGGAAAUGCUUCCAUGCAUGGUCCAAAAUGAAGGAACCAAUGGGCUAAUCAUCUCAAUUCACUUCUCCAGCAAAUUACGGAUACUCUUCCCAGUUCUAGUCCCUUGUCAAUAAUUUCAAUUUUGAAAUUUUCCACUUUAUAAUGUAUAUCUACAUAAAAAAAACCCCAGUUUUCCAUUUUUUGCAUAAUCAAUUCCUAAAUAAUUUUUCCCCAUAAUUUUCUCAUAUUUAUUAUUUGUUUUUUCCCAAUACUAAUUUAUUGCCCGUUCCCAUUCAAUUUUAUCACUUCAAACUUUGCUCAUUUCUCCUUUUAAAUACGCAGAAAUAAUGUGCAUUUCCAUGAUUUUAUGGCCAUUAUUUUUUAUGGUGAUUAAUUUUGUUUAUUUUUUUUUGUGAAAUAUGAUUUCCCCGCCAUCCCUUAUUCUACACAAUUGUCCCUGAUUAGACGAGUAUAGGAAUAUUUGUUUUCUUCCAUUGAUUUUAUAGGGUCUUAAUUUUUCAAUUUUCAUAUUUUCUUCGAAACUCGUUCUCAAUUUUGAGCCUUCUUCACUUGUCAAAUAAUUUUCCUUAUUUCUCCCCCUUAAUUUUUUUGAAAUCCCUCAAAUGUUCUUGGUGUUUCUCAUGCAUAUUACUGUAGAAAAAUGACUGGUGCUCUCCUAUCAUGUUCUUGCGAUAUUAUACGAUUUAUAGAGCGAAUUUUGUUUGAUCAAAUAAUUUUUUACAACUAUCCGUUUUCGUUUAACAGGGGAAUGGAUUACGGUGAGAGGAAGACGCGGAUGCAUCAACGAGUGAGGACCAAUUUUAAUGUUAAUGUAGAGAUAAAUAAUUAUGAACUGUUUUCUGACAA